GGGAAUGGGUUAUUUAAUGACCAUGGAACCUGUAAUCCAGGCCACAGAUUCAUUACUGCACUAACUUCUUGUAGUCUAGAAUGCGUAUCUAAUAGCAACCAAUGCCUUUUGCCAUCUUCUCACAUGGAAUCCCUUUGGGGAAUUGAGAAUUUCUAUCCCACAGAACCAGCAACAUUUGUGUGUGGAAAUCCUGGGGAAAGUUCCACGCAAAAUACCUCAUUUUAAACACAUUUUUCUCCUCCCUCCCCCCACCCCCUAUCCCCAAAACUUAGGAGCCGGGAUCUGUAUUGUUCCUCUUUUUAAAAUGGCAUUUCGUUAUGUCAGAAGUAAUAAGAUAAAAGAUGUUCUUAAGAAGGCCUACCAGAACAGUGUUUUCUACUGCAGUUUGGAACAAGAUUGAGAAACCACAAGGAGGUACACCGCAGGUGCAAACUUAAAUGAAAGUUGGGAUGAAAAUCAAUAGAUUCAUGUAUGUGCAGGGUACGGGAGCUCUGGUCUGCUGUCGCUUCUCAGAAGAAAACUAGAAUAUGUCCCUGUCCACAAACCCUGCUGUAGUGGACUGCAUUCAAGCAGAUGGAUUACUCAUGCUAGUUACCUUAAUCCAACUUGAUCUUCUGCACAAAACAGGAAAACUUAUCAACACUUGGAUUUAAUUAUUUUUACUCCCCCACCCCUUACAAACACCACCCAUUUGAUAUUUAUUACUUUGAAAGAUGAUUUGUUCAAAGAAAACAUAUUUUGGAAUAAAGAGGUGUCUAAGUCUGUUGGCACUGGUAACUUUCUGCACUGAACAAACAAAAGCAGAUGGACUUGUACGGCUGAAUGGAGGGAUUAUAGUCGGCAAAGGACAAUAUUCAUUUGUGACAGAUAAUGAUCUGCAGUUCAACAUACCUAAGGCUAAAGAUUCCUGCAAGGUGGAAGUUGUAUUGAAUGAGCCAGUAACUCAACGUGUUGGCAAGUUAACUCCUCAGGUGUUUGACUGUAAUAUUCUCCCCUACGAAGUGAAGUACACCCAUAAUGGCUGCCCUCUACUCGAAGAAGAUAAUGUGAUGCUAAGAGUUUAUAGAUUCACUGAAUCCCAGACUUUCAUGGAAACAUUUCUCUUGAAUGUGCAAAUUACAGAACCUAAAUCCAGUUUUAUCAGAUUUGGAUUAGUUGGGCUUCAGGUGCAACAAUUUUAUGGGAUAUCAAAUCCCAUUGACAAAAGUGUUGUGUCUUUCAAUUACAAUGUAAGCAGUGUGAAUGCAAUCUGUACAGUAACAAUCUUAUCAACUGAGGCACUCCUUCCAGCCCAAGGACAGUUGGUUGUUGAUAACCCCAGGCCUCCUGGAUCUGCACAUCAACAGAAUUCAACAAAAGCAAGUCAAUCUGAAGCUUCAUGCCCUAACAACAAGGUGUGUCCCACUGGGUUUAAGCAAGUGCGAUUCUUAAAGACUAACUGUGAAGAUUUCUUAGCAAUGGGACUGAAGUAUCAACAUCUCAGCCCACCCUCUCCCGAGGUUGACUAUGUUCCAAUCAGAGUCGAGAUCAGGGAUGAAUGGAGCAGAUUCCCACUUAAGGUAGAACAUGCUUGGCUUCAAGUUACCUUAGAAGGUGCAAUACAAAAUCAGCAACCAAAAGCAGCCUUCAUGCCAAUGUACAUCCUGGAGGUUGAUCAAUUCAUCUUGACGCCAAUGAGCAUUGCCACAAUCGAUGCGGAGGAUGACGAGACCCCAAAGGACAGGCUGAUUUUCAACAUCACUGAGCCUCCUGAUGAAGGCUACUUAACUCAUUUGGAUGACCAUACCAAACCCAUCAAUUCAUUCAGCUGGCAGGAUCUAUAUGAAAUGAAGAUUGCGUACCAACCACCAAAUGUCAGCCACCCUGAAAGAAGGAAUUAUGAGGUCGAGUUUAAGGCAAUCGACACAUUUUUCAUGGCCAGUGCUCCCAUCAUUGUUCACUUUUCGAUCAGAUCAGCACAUACUAAUGCACCAAGAGUUUCUUGGAAUAUGGGUCUGAAUUUGUUGGAAGGCCAGUCUCGACCAAUUACUUGGGAUAAUUUCCAGAUAGUUCACAAUGACAAUAUGAAGGCAGUACGUUUAAUAGUAGUGGAAGGUUUGCAGCAUGGAUGGCUCACUGUUAGAGGUGCCAAGGGAUUCAUGUGUCGCAUAAAAGACAUUAUGGAUGGAGUUGUGCACUAUCACCAUGACGACAGUGAUACAACCAAAGAUUAUAUUGUAUUUCGAAUCUUUGACGGUAAACAUGCAACAAGACACAAAUUUCCCGUUAAUAUUUUGCCCAAAGAUGACAGUCCUCCCUUCUUAAUUAACAACCUUGCUAUUGAACUAGCAGAAGGAGAAUCAAAAUUAAUAGAGGACCAUAUGUUACUGUCUUCUGAUUUGGAUUCUAGUGAUGACUACAUUUUGUACAAGAUUAUAAUUCUACCACGUGCUGGAGAGAUUGUGAAAAAAAUGGCACCAGAUCUACCAGGUUAUCCUGUAAAUAGCUUUCUGCAGCGAGAUCUCUUCCGUGGUCUGAUUUACUAUCAUCAUUUUGGAAGUGAGAUCUUUGAAGAUUCAUUUGAGUUUAUUCUGUCUGAUAGUCAUGAUCCACCCAAUCUUUCUGACCCCCAGAUGGCAGUGAUUCAUGUAACUGCAGUGAAGGACCAGUUACCAAAAGAGGUUGAUGGUGCAACCCGGCACUUAGUAGUGAAAGAAACUGAAAUCAGACACAUCACCAAGAAUCACCUUCACUUCAAAGACACUGAGUACCCUGAGAAUGAAUUGAUGUUUACAAUAACUAAACCCUGUUUCUCUUCAACUAAUCAGAGAAUACCUGAUGCUGGCAAAAUUGUUUUCACGGACAGUACAAACAAUAUGAAGAAGGAUCCUUCUGUCCCCAUGCUGAAAUCCUUUACACAGCAUGCUGUGAACCACAUGAAAGUAGCAUACAUGCCUCCUCAUGGGGAUAUUGGGCCUCAUCCUCUGUUGGUGCAGUUUGUGUUUUCUGUCAACGAUCAGCAUGGAGGUUCCUUGACUGGACUUGUCUUCAACAUAACUAUAAUGCCUGUGGACAACCUACCACCUGAGAUUUUCACCAAUGAAAUAAAAUCAGAAGAAGGUUCAGGCUGCCUGAUCACUGGGGACAAUUUGAUGGUGACAGACAAGGAUACGAUUGAUGAGGAUCUCCGAAUCCAACUACAACAAAAACCACAACAUGGACAGAUUGAGUUGCAGGGAACCUUCAUGCUGGAGGGUGACAUGUUUUCACUGGAUGACCUUACAUCAUUUCAAGUCAGGUACAAACACGAUGAUUCAGAGACACUGAAUGAUUUAGUCAUAUUUACAGCCACAGAUGGAUUUAACACUGCAGAUGGGGUGCUGAGAGUGAAGAUCAUACCAAUCAAUGAUGAGCCUCCAGAGCUUCAGCCACAGUUAAAAUCUGGACUGGAAUGUCUCGAGGGAGAAAGGGUCCUGAUUACCUUGGAGUACCUCUAUGCUUCCGAUGCUGACAGUGAUGAUAUGAAGCUGAUGUACAUGAUUGCUCGUUCACCAUCAUAUGGCGUGGUACAAAGGAACAACGUCAAUGUUGACAAAUUCUCACAACUGGAUAUCAUCGAAGGAUCAAUUUUCUAUAUGCAUACUAGUGGUGAAAUAGGAUACAGACCUUGCAUGGACAUUGUAACAAUAAUUGUAUCUGAUGCGGAAGGUGGCAGAGUGGAUGGUUGCUGUUAUGAUGGACCUCUCCCACCACCAGUGCCACUUCAUGGCUCUCUUCCUAUCUACGAUCUUAACAUCACUGUAAUGCCAGUCAACAAUCAACCUCCUACAAUUAAAGUUGGAGACAUUUUUACAGUGGAUGAAGCAUCGCAAACCAGUUUGCUGUGGGAUUUCCUUUCUGCCGCAGAUGAGGACACCAUCUCAGAGGAACUAAUCUUUGAACUGGAAAGCUUGCCCCAGUAUGGAUAUCUGGAGAACAUACUGCCAUCACCAGGGUAUGAGAAGAGUAAUGCUGGAAUAAACAUAGCUUCCUUCAGUCUGCAGCACCUCAGGGCAGGUUACAUCAACUACGUCCAGUGCAUACAUAACCAGAUGGAGCCCACAGCUGACCACUUUAUGGUAUCUGUUAGUGACGCUGUACAUCAAUCCAUGGCUGUGCCAUUUUAUGUCAUCAUCAACCCUAUCAACGAUGAAACGCCAGAUUUGCAUCUGGGAAACAUCACAAUAUUAGAGGGCGAUUUAUGUGAGAUUGGCCCUGGAGUGCUGAAUGCUGCAGAUAUGGAUGUUCCUCGUGAUACACUGAUCUUCUCUGUGGUUAGCCCCCCAGCCCAUGGAGUGCUUUUGAAUGGCAUCUAUGGCACUGAUAUUGCUGCGUACAGACAGAUGAAUGCUGAAGUACUACAUCACAGUUUGUCAGUACACAACUUUAGCAUGGAUGAACUCAAACAAGGGAUGAAGCUCGUGUACAUGCAUGACGACACUGAAACCCUGACGGAUUGUUUUACCAUACAAUUGUCAGAUGGCAAGCACAUGGUCCAUGGGAUAGUAUAUAUCCAUGUUAUAGCAAUCAAUGAUGAGAGGCCAGUUAUUAUAAAGAACACUGGAUUAGAAGUCGAAAUGGGAGAAAACAAGGUGAUAUCCAGUGUGGUUUUAGAAGCUGAGGACAAAGACACACCACGAUUCGAGCUUAACUAUAUUAUUAACAGUGUGCCUACAUUUGGACAGCUGCAGUUAAAGACAAUGAUUGAAUGGAUUAGACUAUACCCAGGCAUGAAUUUUAGUCAAGAAGAUAUUGAUAUGAAUCGACUCUGGUAUCUCCACACCACCGUUGUGGGGUCGACGGGACGUGACAGUUUUCGUUUCCACGUUACAGAUGGGGACAAUGCCUUACCUUCACAGAAUUUUGAAAUAUCGCUCAAAAACAUGAAGAAAGGUGAUAUUGUCGUACUCACCAAACCUGUAACUUUAACAGAGGGUGACAGGGUCACCUUGACGACAGAUGUUCUCAUGGCAACAGAUGGCACUGGCAAACCCAAAGAGCUGUUGUACGCCAUCUCUCUGCCACCUGCACAUGGUCAGAUCGAGUACAUCAAUUAUCCUGGAUUGGCCAUUUCCAGUUUCAGCCAGUUGGAGGUUGCAGCCCAGAAGGUCUGCUACAACCAUGACAACAGUCGUGAUGCCAGCACGGAUGGAUUCCGAUUUUUUGUCAGCAACGGAAUGGCUGUUAAAAACAGCUCCAUGAAGUUUAACAUUGAGCGCACUGACCGUAUGCUGCCCACUCUAGUUAAUAAUAAAGGACUGCAGUUGCCAGAUGGAGCCAUGAUGGUCAUCCCUCCUGAUAACCUUCAACUUACAGAUCCAGACACACUCCUGAUAAAUUUAACUUACAUUAUUAUACAGCCUCCUCAGCAUGGCAAUCUAUAUUUAAGGGGUGAUAUUCUUUCCCAGGACCGCUUCACUCAGCUGAACGUGAACAAUUUGGACAUUUCCUACAAGCACAAUGUUGGGCCCUAUGAGUUUGACAAUUUUACAUUCAUAGCUUCUGAUGGAACCAAUCAUGGGUUUUUAGUCAAUGGCCAGAUGAGAGAGAAGUCAGUUAUAUUCAGCAUACAGGUGGAAUAUGUUGACGAGACUCCUCCCUUCAUCUUGAUUAAGCAAAGCCCAACUACAGUCGAUAAGCUAAGAGAUGGACGAUUUGGUAUCUAUAUCACUGCACGCCACUUAAAAGUUUCAGACACGGGCAGCAAAGAUGAAGACUUGAUCUACACAGUUCUCCGCCCACCUUAUUAUGGAUAUCUGGAAAACAUAAAUACAGGAGAAUACAUUCGAGGCACAUUCACCCAGAGAGAUGUGGACAGGCGUGCAGUUCGCUAUAUAAUCAAUCCCUCGAUAGAUUUGACAUCUGACAGCUUUGAGUUCAAAAUAUCUGAUGCCGCCCGAAAUUCUAAUGUCCCAGAAAUAUUGGAGCUGCAAUGGUCUCAGAUUACGAUGGCCUCUUGCUGCUAUAGAGUUUGUGAAGACAUAGGAACUCUCUCCAUUAAGGUGACCAGGAAAGGAUACAGUGCUGAUCCCUCUUAUGUCAGUAUAAAGGUUCAGGAGUUAACAGCAACAAUGGGCGGAGACUUCACUCAUAGCUCAGCCAGCUUAAUUCAGUUUGAUCCUGGUGUUUCCAUGAAGGCGUGGAAUAUUUUUAUUAAAAAUGAUGGACUUGAGGAGAAUCAGGAAAAAUUGCAAAUGACGCUAAUGAACCCAACAAAUGCCAUCAUUGGACAGAAAGAUACCUCUUCGGUGGAAAUUAUAGAUUUGCGUGAAGGAAACUGUAAUGCAAAUGAUUUCAGAGGUGGCAAAAAUACUUUUGACAGUGAAGUGGAUGGCAUUGUUGGCAAAGUGCCAAAGGCAUCUCCCGAGCCACAUACCAAUGAAAAAAUCAUAUUCAAUCUGGAAGAAAGGUCAUUUACCCAGCUUGAACCACACUUGGAGCACAAUAAUUCCCCCCCUCCUAGAGGUGAUGUCCCUCAGACCAACCAUUUCUUGGACCAUCGUGAAACGAUCCCAGAUGGUAUUUAUCCAGCGGUUCCUCGUACACAAAUUCAGGCUAUUGGAGGCAGCAGAAUGUACCAUGGGAUGGUACCAAAAAACAUUGAAGAAGAUUUUACUACCUCCUCACGACUCAGUGGAUGGCAGUGGCCUUUGCUUCCCGUUCAGAGACAUGACCUGCUCCAAAAAGACGUCCCGUUUGUAGCCGAAAAUACACAUUCAUUCAGCAACAUUAAUCAGGACAAUCAACAAAUGGAAUGUCCUACAGGCUGGACCCUUCACAAGAAACACUGUUAUCUUCUGAAUCAUGGGAGAAAUGAAACCUGGGAAGGAGCUGAAAUGGCCUGUCGGCAAAAGUUUCAUGCUAACUUGGUCAGUGUUCACUCCAGGAGAGAACAAAAAUGGCUUUGGAACUUUGCCAGGAAGCAGCCAUUCUGGAUUGGUUUAACAGAUGAGACUGGUUCUGGAAAAUGGACAUGGACAAAUGGAAGGCCAGUAUCUUUUACAAACUGGAUGAAAAGAAAUGUUUCGCCAGAUAAAAAUUUGCAAACAAACUGUGCUCUUGUCCAGGGCAAAGGUAAAUGGGUGAGCAGGAAGUGCAAUGAGGAACACGAGGGCUAUAUAUGCUGCAUUUCUCUGUCCAAAGUUUAAAUUACCCAUCUCAAAACAGGUCAUGUUUUUGUGAAUAUCUCACCAAAACCUUGUAAAAAAACAAUAUUCGGUGUCAGUAUUUUCAUAUACAAUUGGAAGUUGAUAUGUUUGUUCCCAUUUAAAAAAUAAUAAUUUUAAGACAAACAUGGCAGAAACAAGAGACUACAUUAUUUCUGUUCAUGCCACUGAUGAUUAAAAGUUGCAUUUUGAAUGUAUUUCUUUUCCUUCUAUUAUUAAUUGUAAAACCAGGUACGAGCCACAGAACAUGAUGUGCUAUGGAGGAAUAAUCCUAAAAUAUUUAAAGAAUAAACCUAAAACUUAACUUUCAAGAGCAGGUAGAAUAUAAGAUGGCAAACAAUGGUAAAACAAUUAAUUGACUUGUGGCAUGCCUCGUAUCCCAUUUAAUCAAUGGUGUUCUUUCAACUGUGUAUGGUGGUAGAACCUCCCUGCAUCAUUCAAUAAUCACAAUUCAUCUUAGAUUCAGUAUAAAAUCCUCAUCAUACAGUUUUAGUCAUAGAGCUAUACAGCAUUGAAACAAGCCACUUGGCCCAACUAGUCCAGGCUGACCAAUUGCCUAACUGAGCUAGACCCACUAGCCUGCACCUGGUACAUUUUGUUGCAAUCCUUUCCUCUUCGUGUACCUGCCCAAGUAUCUUUGAAAUGUCAUGAUUGUACACAUCUCUUCCACUUCCUCUGACAGCUAAUUCAGUAUGCGGACCAUACUCUGUGAAAGUAUUGCUCGUCAGGACCUUUUUAAAUCUUUCUCUCUCACCUUAGAUAUAUGCUCUCAAGUUUUAGACUUACCUUCCCUGGGGAAAAGAUUGGCUAUUCAUCUUAUCUAUGCCCUGUGGAUACAAGGAACUGCAGAUGCAGGCUUACAAAAAAGGAUAAAAAUUGCUGGAGUAACACAGCGGGUCAAGCAGCAUCUCUGGAGAACCCUUCUCCUGACUGAUUGUAGGGGGGGUUGGAAGGGACAGGGAAGAAAGUUGGAUGAGAGGAAGGGCAGGACAGAAGCUGGAAGGUAACAGGUUGACGCAGGUGAGGUAGUGUAAGUUGUUAGACAGAUUGUGGAAAAAGGUCAGAUAUGAAAAGACAGAAGAUGUGAAGCAAAAGGGUUUAAAAGUUGUGAAUUGUGAUGCUGGAGGAAGGAAUGUAGGUUGAAAGGGAGGGGGGAGGGGACAAAUAUGUGCAAGCCCAAAUGGGGAUGAGGUGAGGCAGCGCAGUUUACGGUAGAAGAAGGGAGAGGGGAAGGGUUUUGUAGUUGCAUAAAAUCAGAGAAUUCAAUGCUUAUAUGAAGUAUUGUUCCUCCAGUUUGCAUGUGGCCUCAUUCUGUUAAUGGAGGGGGCCCAGAUCAGAAAGAUCAGCAUAGGAAUGGGAAGAGUCAUUUAUUUACAACAUUCAUUUAUUCAGCAACUUUCAAACACAUUCUCAUACCUUAGCCAAUCGUUUCCCCAAAGUGUAAAAUUAGUAACUGAAAUGAGUGUAAUAUUUAAUUUUUCGAAAUGCCUAUUCAUUUACUUCCAUUUUUUAAAAAUUUAAUUCGGCAUUGGGCCUAAAUAAGCAAUGUACAGCUUAACUAUAGGUUGUAAAGAAACGUACAUGCUGUGCUGGUUUGAAGCUGUGACCAAAUCAGAUUACCAUACUUGGUACCAUACCAUAGAUAAAUGUAGCUGUGUGUGUUGACAAAUACAAAACAAAAUGCAGAUUCUGGAAAUCUAAAGUCAGGCUGCAUCUAUGUAAAGAAAAACAGUCAGCAUUGAUUCAGUUUGAAGACUCUUCAUCUUUAAAAUUUCUGUGAUCUGAAACAAUAACUCUUUCUCUUUCAAAGGAUGCUGACAGACCUGCUGAGGUUUUCCAGUAUUUUCUGAUUUUUUUAAUUUUUUGUGUAUGCUAUUCAAUGCUUUGUAUGGAACAGAAUAAUACUGCCGUGUUUUUUUAAAAUCAGUGUCAUAGAUAAAUCUAUGCAAUUUACAAAUGUUUUAUAAGCCCUUGUUAUCUUUUAGGCUCAACAACAUUGUCAGAGGCAUUGUCAGAUAGUAAACUAUGUGACAUCUGCUUAUUCUACUCCACAGUGCAAUUAAAGUUCUAUCUGUUAGAUGAAUAGAUGUUGUUGCAGCCUGUUGUGUGAUGUUUCUAGGCUCAGUGUAUUAAAUUAGAUUUCAAUCAUAUUUAAGAAAACAUUACUGUUAAUGCCAUAAAUUUUAAAUGUUUGUGGAACUUAUACUGUACUAAAAGAGAUUAAACAAUUUAAAUGCUAAAUUUCAA
Molecule: messenger RNA, 9431 nt
Organism: Amblyraja radiata (thorny skate)
Lineage: Eukaryota; Metazoa; Chordata; Chondrichthyes; Rajiformes; Rajidae
Gene: frem1b
Product: Fras1 related extracellular matrix 1b
Exons: 35
Coding region: 714-7166 (2150 amino acids)
Biological process (GO): cell communication; anatomical structure morphogenesis
Cellular component (GO): membrane
Source: RefSeq, a predicted model, not a curated record